This is a messenger RNA of Oryzias melastigma (Indian medaka), 2219 nucleotides long. RefSeq lists its product as uncharacterized. Gene Ontology annotation, biological process: protein phosphorylation. The record is from RefSeq and is a predicted model, not a curated record. The coding region runs from base 231 to 1439 and encodes 402 amino acids. The transcript is spliced from 4 exons. NCBI's taxonomy places the organism in Eukaryota, Metazoa, Chordata, Actinopteri, Beloniformes, Adrianichthyidae. Gene Ontology annotation, molecular function: protein kinase activity; ATP binding.
GUAUGUGUACUUUUACAAUCGUGAUAUCGCUACGUUCUUAUUUAUUUAUUUAUUUAUUUUUGUAUAAAUGUAAACGAGCUUACAUAUAUUUUUAAAGUUGUAGUGGAAACUGAUUCUUGGCUAUAUAGAACUUACCAAAACAAAAGUAUUAUUUCCUUAAAUCAAGACAAAAUAUAAAACUAAAGGGCACUUUUUCCAACUAUUAUAGGGGCAAGGCUGCUCGAUAACUGAUGGAGGAGCUGUAUUCAUUGGAGAAGGAGGUGGGUCGGGGCAGCUAUGGCGUUGUCUUCGAGGGACAUGUUGUCAAAACGGGACAGAGAGUGGCCAUCAAGCGGCUUCCUUGCAGCAACCCUGAGUGCAUUGAACUCUACUUGCAGGAGCUGUGGGCCAUGAGAGCCACCGCCAAGAACCACGUCAAUGUUAUUGCUCUCCACAGCUGCCUCCUGCAGACAGGACCUCGGAGCCUGAAGCCCUUAAGGCCGGCGAAACUGCCUUUGCGGCUGGUUGAGAGUGUGUUGAAGGGCCGUGUGAUUGGAGAGUCGCAGACUCAAGAAAGCAGUGAGGUUCAGUCUAACUCCAAGAGGAGGAUUAGCUCUGGCUCUCGACUUCAGGACAGGACCAACAACGUUCAGGCUGGCGCCACCUUCCAGGAAAAGUCAAAACCAUCUGAUUUUGGAACGCCGCAAAGACCUCCAAGUAGGCAGAGAAAGAGAUCUGCCAAAAGGGAAGAAGAAGAGCAGCUUGGACCACGACCCUGUUUGGCUCUGUGGCUUGUAAUGGAGUAUUGCAAUGGAGGAGACCUCAACCAGUACCUGCUCACCAAGCCUCCGGAUGCCCAGCGUAACCACAGCAUAGUGCUCCAGCUCAGCAGCGCUGUGGCCUUCCUUCACGGUCUGGGAAUCAUCCACAGAGACCUGAAGCCAGACAACGUUCUGGUCUGCGUGACGCCUAAAGGUCCAGUUGUGAAGGUGGCAGAUUUUGGUUUGAGUAAGAUGAGUGAAGGAGCGUUGGACGGCGGUCCGUGCAGGCAGCACUUCUCCUCCACCUGCGGCUCCGACUUCUACAUGGCUCCGGAGGUGUGGGGCGGGCUGAGCUACACCGCCCAGGCGGACAUCUUCUCGCUGGGUGUGAUGUUCUGGGCCGUCCUGGAGCGAAUCACCUUCUUGGAAGAAGGGACGACUCAUGAGCAGCUGGGUGCCUACGUCUGCAAAGGCCGCUCCGGUUGGCUGAUGCCUCUGGGCGAAGCUCUGUGGGAGAACGCCGACCUCCAGCCGUGCAUCCCAAUGAAGUUUAAGAGAGCACCCCCGCUGCCCCCUCCUCCCGGCCCAGCCAUGUGCGCGCUCCUCCUAGACAUGCUGGCCUCGGACCCGGACGCCCGGCCAUCUGCAGACCAGCUGGAGGCCAGAGUGCACUCUGCCUUGAAAGAGGACUCCCACUGACACUUGUGCACUCAGGAGGCAGCGAUGACCACUGCUAUUACUAUGACUGCAGGGUGGAUCACAAAUAUGUUCGAUAAAAAGGGAUUUAAGGUGGAGCCACUAAAUAAAACCAAAUGUGGGAAAGCAUUUCAAAUUACAUUGGGAUAAAGCAAAACCUCAAUAUAAAAAUCAAUAGUGUUUUUCUGCUACGAAAAGCUCAAAAGCUUAAAUUCUUCUCCUUUUUGAGUUACAUUCUUGUUUAAAAUUUAAGGUUUUGCUUUAUUAUAAAGAUGAUUUCAUUAAAUCCAAAAAUCUAUUUCAAAAUAAAAGCCCACCGCAAAUAACCUCACUACUUGACUUUAUAUAAAUGGCUUCCAAUAGAUGAUAUUUGUAAAAGUUGCAAAGAAGAAGCAAUUAUAUUCCAUAAUAUUUCAUUUGUAGACUUUUUUUCCCUAAAAUAUGACUAUUCUUGUUUUGUUUUGGUAUAUCUAUUAAAGCAGUUUGUAUAUGAAGAUUCAGGAAAGUGUCAAAGGAAGUUGUAGUUUUUGUGUGUAGUUUCCAGGGAAAAUGGCUUUGCAGCAGGAAGGCUGCUGUGAUUAAUGGUCAGUGAUGUGCUGCCCUCCUAUGAACAGGAAAUUAAAGCCAGGCAUUAGAACUGUUGCCGAUCAACUCCACACCAUUUAUUGCAGCUCAUCUGUCUCAGUCACUAACUUUCCUUCAGUGUUUUCAGUUGUUUUUUUUAUAAUUUUUUAUUUCAUAACCAAAAAGUUUAAUAUAAAUAAAGCUGAAAUGAUUCUCUUA